ACGGACUGGUUGUACCUUUCAUAGCAAGAGAAAGGCCUAUAUACUGCACACUGGAUCCCGUUUCUACAUGCGACUCCAAUCGGAAUAAAUAAUUGAGGAAUGUGGAAAUUACAGAAUGCCCAACAGCGCCGGAAAGAGAUUUAAACCCACCAAAUACAUCCCAGUGUCCACUGCUGCCACACUCCUUGUGGGAUCGACCACUUUAUUUUUCGUUUUCACGUGCCCCUGGUUGACGAAGGUGAUCUCUCCCGCUGUGCCUCUCUACAAUGGCCUGGUCUUCCUCUUCGUCUUGGCCAACUUCAGCAUGGCAACCUUCAUGGACCCUGGCGUUUACCCCAGAGCGGACGAGGACGAGGACAAGGACGAUGAUUUCCGAGCGCCGCUCUACAAGAACGUGGAGAUCAAGGGCAUUCAGGUCCGGAUGAAGUGGUGCGCCACCUGUCACUUCUACAGGCCGCCUCGCUGCUCGCACUGCAGCGUCUGUGACAACUGUGUGGAGGACUUCGACCACCACUGUCCCUGGGUGAACAACUGCAUUGGACGGAGGAACUACCGCUACUUCUUCCUCUUCCUGCUGUCGCUGAGCAUCCACAUGGUGGGGGUUUUCUCCUUCGGCCUCAUCUUUGUCCUCCACCACCGAGAGAGACUGGGAGCGCUGCACACCACUGUCACUCUGGUGGUGAUGUGCAUAGCGGGGCUCUUCUUUAUUCCAGUCAUGGGACUCACAGGUUUCCACAUGGUGCUCGUAGCUCGAGGGCGAACAACCAACGAACAGGUGACGGGCAAGUUUCGUGGAGGAGUAAAUCCCUUCACUAAGGGUUGCUGUGGCAACGUGGAGUAUGUCUUAUGUAGUCCCCUGGCACCGAGGUACACGUUGGACCCCAGGAAAAAACCCCAUGUUAAAAUUCAGCCCCCAUUCAUCAGACCUGACCUCUCAGACAGGCAGAUCACCAUCAAGGUCAGCGACAACGGCAUCCACAGCACCAUCAUCAGCUCCAAGUCCAAAAGCAGCCUGGACGGCCUGGACGACAAAGAAACCCAGCCACCACUGCCGCCCAAAGCCGACAGGUACAACCAGCUGAAAAGCCAGAUCACCUCCAGCGAAGAGAGUUCUCUUUCUGGUAAGACCCAUCCUUCCACUCCAGCCAUGUACAAAUUCAGGCCGUCCUUUGGCACCAUGCCUAAAGUCCACUACCACACUGCUGGAGAGAAGAUUGUCAUGACAGAUGACCGGAAGACCUCUGCAAUCAUGGAAGAGGGUGUCCGUGGUCAUGACUACCGAUCUGAGCCAAACCUGGACCUGCCAGAGUACACCAAUGCUCCCCUCCACCGCACCUUCCAGUCCUCGCCCCUCCAGCUGGACUCUGACCCCAUCAACUCACGCUCCCUCAGCCUGAAGCAGGGUCACCGCCGGCCAGAGAAGGGCCAGCUCCCGGCCCUGCAGCCGCAGACGGUCACCUCCACCCCGUACAAGAGUGUCUUCUCGCCCAACACCCUCUCCAACCGUAAUGGCAGCCUGUCUUAUGACAGCCUGCUCAACCCCAGCAUCUCCCCAGCCACUGCCAGCGAGUGCAUGGCCCAUCGUGGCAUGCCCUCCAUGGGGUUCCACUCGCCCUACCUGCCCACCAAAAUGUGCCACAUCCGGGAGCCUGAAAUGCAGAGGCACCAGGUCGCCCACACCUACAGUCCAGUGAUGCCACCCAGGGGGGUGGGAAGGCAAUCCCCUCACCCAAGGGACAGGGACCCAUCCCCGGUGCGCUAUGACAACCUCUCCCAGACCAUCAUGGCCUCCAUCCAGGAGCGAAAGGAGAUGGAGGAGAGGGAGAAGCGGCAGAUGCUGCAUGGGCGCUCCCAGACCCAUAUCUAUGCCCAGGACUCUGGCGUGUUUGAUGGGGGCUAUGGCCUACCCACCAAUGCUUGCUACCCAGAUGGGCCUCGUGCCCCUGGCUCCAGAGGCCCAACACCCCCAGCCUAUGGAGGCUCCAGGGACAACCUGAUGGGGGUCGGACUGGUGAGCUAUGGGCAACGAACCCCUGUGUUGCGCCAUGCUGGCUCCACGCUGGGCCGCGCCCCAAGGACUUCAUCCACCUCCCUGCACACAGAUCACAGUAGCACCAACAGCAGCCACAGCAGGGCCACUGCCCCCGAGGGCCCCUAUCGUUCCCCGGCCCACCAGCCACACUCCCCUGCUAUGCCCCGAUCCCCCUCCUACUCCCACCAGAAACUCUCCUACAUCAGUGCCCAUGAGAGGACAGACUCACCUCGUCCAGGGGGCCCAAGAGAGGCCAUGAAAGUUAAUGGGCAGAUGGACUGCCACCCCAGUGCCCAGGGCGCCACCCUCAGCCCCAGUCGCCACAGUAAUGUCAAAAAGGUGACAGGUGUAGGAGGCACCACAUAUGAGAUAUCGGUGUGAGCCCGGACACCGCACCCACCUCCAACGACAACGGCCAACCAACUACAAAGAGAUUUUCUCCUCUCUGUUAUGUUUGUGAAGUCCAGAUAACGGCCAGUCAGGGGCACAUAGCACUCCCUGUUUUGGAGUUACUAUCCAGUCUGAGGGUCUGUCUGCUCUUGUGUGGGUUUGUAGCGGAGGGGUUGGUUGUCAGUUGAUACCGCUGCAGGCGUUACGCGUGAGGAGGGUCUUGUCAUUAACGUUUCGUGGCUCAUCAUCUUGGUCGUGAGAGUGGACCGUCCAACAGAUUGUCAAUGUUAUUACUGUUGUCUCUCAGCUGUGGUCAUGAAGCGCACGUUGUUCCAAAUGUCACACAUAAACUUUGCUCCAGCACUGCGGGCUGAACAAAAACACAAUAAACAACUCAUCGUCACCAUGGACCUCCGUGAGAAGACUGAUGUCCUUUCCGAGUCGAUUCACCUCGAGGAGUCAAGGUGCUUCGCAUUAACUUGUACUGUUCACGUCAUCUCCAACGCAUUUGGUGGAGUUGUACAGCUUUGAGAAGUGAGGACAGGUCAGUUAGAUCAGCACCACCUGCGACCGCGGGCGACACAGGAUAAGUGGGAUAAGCUUGGAAAAGGGAUAUCAAGAGGGGAGCGUCACCCUGCCGUGUCUGGUGGCUGCAUUUCAAAUCCAUCGAGAAAGGCUUUCUUUUCAUUUGAAGUAAAAUAAACAGAAAUUCCUCGUUUGUCGGAAAGAAAUUUCUCAGGAAUGAAUGCAACCAGCAGAGACGCUUGCUGGUGUGAGUUCAUACAUUAUGAAUGUCUCCUUCUUCGUCCGAGUCUAAGAUUUUUAGGGCUCGAGUAUAGCUUAGCCCGCUUUAUUCCCUUCACGAAGGUGCGGCACAUCAUAGGUUUCUGUUUGUUAUGGUGGAGUUCGGUCGGGUGAUUCCGACCUGACCCGUGACACAAGUGCUGGGCAGAUGUAUUAACGUUCUGAAAGAUCAGAAUACCUCAUCCCGGUUCCCACCGAGUUCAGAACAAGUCCAGCCUUGCACAACCAAAACAACUUUUCUGUUUGUUUUGUCCGAAGGAAAAAAAAAAGAGAACAUUUGUUUAGCAUGUUUGUUAUGUUUGUGCUAUAAUCCUAGUAAUGGAAAGGUGUAGUGAAACAAGCCAUUGUCCCUUGUAGUAAAAUGAAGAUAACUGAUCACCCAUUUAUUAUUUGGGAGUUUUUUAAUCAGUUUGUUUCCUUUUUAUAUACCCAACCUUUCAAAAACUAUGUUUGAUACAUCUUUUUUAUACAGAUAAUGAAGCCUGGAAUGGAUGCUUUAUUUUGAGUGGAGUUUUGUGUUGAUAAAUUAUAAAUUCAGUAAAUAAAUGAGAUUGUGAUAAUGGGUAACAUCCAUCAAGUAAAUAUAGCUUGUUCUACCUUGCAGUGUAAAAAAAAUGUAUGAUGAAAUGUAAUGACAAAUUGUGUGAUUUUGAGGAAAUAUUAAAGUCACAAUCUUUGACUAGAGAACAGUCACAUGACCCACACUGAACAGUCAGUGUGUGCUGUGCCCAAGUCAAGGAUUGGGCUUUCAGUAGAAGCUGCCUUGAGAUUUCAGUGCCAAAAUUGGCCACACACACCCUAAUUUCUCAGACAGUAACCGGGUGACAGUGUCACAGUGACAUCUUGAAGACUGAAAAUGUCAGUUUGCAGCAGCUGUCUGGUACAGCUCCAGUAUUCUCUACACUCAGAGUUAAUAUGGAACUUCCCCCCACCCCAAGUUGCAUAACAUUUGUUACUUUUGACCAUAAAAAUGAACUGAUAAUAUCUAAGCUGAAGGGAUUUCUUUCUAUUCAGCACCAACUGAAUUUGAAAACAACAGCAGAACUUACAUUGGUGUAAACUGGCAGGUUUGGCUCAGCUAGUCUCAUUAAGAAUAAACCAUUGUUGCCUUUUGAGAGGAAAAAGCUAUGUUUCACACACGUCCUGUGGCUCGUUGAAACACUAUUGUACACUAUGUGAUAAUGAAAUCCCAUUAGUGUUUUGUGCUGAGCAGCAAAUGGCAUGAGGGACACUUGUGAGCAACUUCGACUAGGCAAACUCUCAAAUUUUAACAAAAUGUUGUGGAAGAAAUGCCAAUGUACAAGUUAAUACAUCAUCUUUCUUAUGAAAUCAUGAUUUGUUUUCCUCCAAUUUCUGAUGCAGAGAUCAGAGUGUAAAGGAUGGUAGCUGUGGUAGAGUCUUGCUUUCUGACAAGGUUGGACGUUAUGAAAACUCGCUGUAGUUACAACCUUCUGGCUAGUAUGAUCUCCCUUUUAAGGUCUCACCCAGCUGCCUUAGCAUAAUGUGAGGUAACACAGGACACUCUUCAAGUCAUGUUUUUCUGAAUUGUUAAAACUUGUCUGUUGUAAGGCUGUGGUAUACAGGGCAAACCUGAUGACGUGUCAGUGGAACAAAGGCUUGAACAGAUUGUUAGCUGCCUGAAAAUACCUGUCUAUCAUGACUUUCAGACCCCGUUUGACCACAUAUCAAAACACUAUCGAUGUCAUUCCUCUAUAGAUGACUGCCAUUAGUCCAAUGUUCUCUUAAGGAUGGACAUCACUGCAGGUCAGGGACCAUUCCUGACAGUCAGCAAAUGAAUCUGUUUUGUCAGCCACAGGCUGAUUUUGUUUUCAGAAACAAAAAUAUAAAGUUCAAUAUGUAUUAAAAUAUAGAAUAUACUAUAAAUGUACAUGCGUUCCUAUUUUUGUGAAGAGGAAAUAUUUCCCAGUGACCUGA
Chelmon rostratus (copperband butterflyfish) is the source of this 5161-nucleotide messenger RNA. RefSeq names its product zinc finger DHHC-type palmitoyltransferase 8b (gene zdhhc8b). Gene Ontology annotation, molecular function: palmitoyltransferase activity. The record is from RefSeq and is a predicted model, not a curated record. Gene Ontology annotation, biological process: protein palmitoylation. The transcript is spliced from 11 exons. NCBI's taxonomy places the organism in Eukaryota, Metazoa, Chordata, Actinopteri, Chaetodontiformes, Chaetodontidae. The coding region runs from base 116 to 2413 and encodes 765 amino acids.